AUGUCGACUGCCGUGUUUGCGACCCGGUACAUCUCUGCCGUUGGCGUCGCUGUCCUUCUGUACGAUCAUCUCCUGACUCUAGGAGACGAAAUUGUGCUGUUUUGGCAGAGUUCGGCAGCUGGCUUGGGGUAUCGCUCUAUAUUCUUUUUCAAUCGCUACCUGCCAGAAGGUGUCUCGAUUUACACUGCGUAUAUGAUUAGCGGUGGUGCCCUCAAUAUUGACAAUAAUGUGAGAACUUCACGUUCUUGGUGUCGGCACUUCCUCUAUGUGUUCGCCAUCGUAACGACACUCUUCACAACGCUGUCCAACUUCGUCCUCGCAAUGCGCAUAUACGUCAUCUGGGACGACCGACCCAAGGUCAAACGGAUCCUUCUCAGUGUCUUUCUAGUCGUAAUGGCGACUGGGCUUGCUUUCGCAGUGACAUCCGCCAAAGAAGUGCAAACGGGAGCAGGAGUUUACAACCCCCUACUUCGGAUGUGCACCCUUACCGUCAAACCCUGGUCUCUUCCCGUCGUGCUUGGUAUCUGGGUUGCCUUCGACUUGUUCGCGGUCCUGAUGGCGGCAUAUAAUGCCCUGGAACGACCUCACAAGACGCAUUCAGAUGUUAUCAGGACGCUGCAUCGCGACGGCGUCAGGAUGUUUGUGUGUUUAUUAUUAUUACGUGUCGCCAACUUUGUCGUUGCUUUAGCAGGCAAUGCGACUUAUUGUUUUGCGGCGUUCACUAUUUUAUGGGCAAUGUGCUCUGUUGUGUCAUCCCGCCUCCAGCUCCGUGUCGAAAAACUCCGUUGGCAAGGGCAUCUUUCGCCAGAGGAGUUCCUUUACCUUUGA
Molecule: messenger RNA, 828 nt
Organism: Mycena indigotica
Lineage: Eukaryota; Fungi; Basidiomycota; Agaricomycetes; Agaricales; Mycenaceae
Exons: 10
Coding region: 1-828 (275 amino acids)
Source: RefSeq, a predicted model, not a curated record